UGUAAAAAUGAAAGGAAACACCAAUCUUUUUCACGAUAUAUAAGGAAUUUACUUUACAUUUUUAAACCAAGUCUGUACUUAGAGAAGUUAGGACAGAACAGGUUCCUCUGUUCCCAUAUAUUCACCGCAUAAACGUUUUACAAUUACAGUAACACUCCCUCUCAAAUUUAGGGUAUACAUAUAUACAACGCUGUCUCUCUCCCUCCAAGAUUUCACCAUCUAUUCUCUCUAUCUAUCUAUCUAUCGCAAUCUGUAUUUUCAAAAUCCUGUUUUCUUGCUUAAUUUCAAAAAGGUUUCUGUUGAUUCUUCUGGAAAAUGGCUUUGGGAAAGAGAAGCAGAGCACUGAAAUCGAAGCGCGGCACAGUGAGUGCUGCUGAUGAGGUGUUAGGGUACGGAUUCGUGAAGUACACGCGAGGAUUCGGGAGGAAGAGAGUAGUAAUUUCGAAUGAUUUUGAAGCACAAUUUCUCCAUUCAUCUCCCAGAACUUCAUCGAAGAGGCAAUGCAGUCAGAGAAUGAGUCUACACUUCGAAAAAUCUGCUCUUGAAACCUUACCUCAAGAUAUCCUGAUUAGGGUUCUAUGUGGUCUGGAACAUGGAGAUUUGAAGCAGCUUUUUCAUGUAUCGAAAGCAAUCAGAGAAGCUACUUUGAUUGCAAGGCAAUUGCAUUUCGAAUAUAGUACACCCAGGAAGAUUCGUGCCUUCAGAAAUUCAAUUGAUUUGGAGGAGGAGGAGAAGGUGAGUGAAUUAGAGGACCUUGAAGCUCCAAAUGCUCCGAACCAAUCCCGGCGUUGUAGAUCACAAAUUAGCGACAAGAGUUUGGCUGACAUCUCAGUGGCCUUGUUUGCUUCUCCAAGGAUGGAAUUAUUUAUGUAAAUAUAUUGCAUUUGUUGUGUGUAUAAUGUAUUGGAUAGGGUAGGCAGAUGAGUGAGAUCUACUUACACGAAGAAUCUUUACAGGACAAGUUUCGAUCUUCGAAACUUGCAGUGAAGAUGUGUCUAGCUUGUUUUUGUAUCUGUAUUGUACAGUUUGUUGAAUCUUUUCUUGAGUUAAACCGCAUAGACUUAGGAGAUCCUAAGUUCGAUAUAUCGUUGUGCGCCUCAUG
Molecule: messenger RNA, 1102 nt
Organism: Tripterygium wilfordii
Lineage: Eukaryota; Viridiplantae; Streptophyta; Magnoliopsida; Celastrales; Celastraceae
Product: F-box protein SKIP27-like
Exons: 4
Coding region: 316-873 (185 amino acids)
Molecular function (GO): protein binding
Source: RefSeq, a predicted model, not a curated record